Messenger RNA from Alexandromys fortis (reed vole), 985 nucleotides. It is a transcript of the gene Smim8, whose product is annotated as small integral membrane protein 8. The transcript is spliced from 3 exons. The record is from RefSeq and is a predicted model, not a curated record. Lineage: Eukaryota; Metazoa; Chordata; Mammalia; Rodentia; Cricetidae. The coding region runs from base 404 to 697 and encodes 97 amino acids.
CUUAAUUGAUCGUUGUUACUUCUGGAGCCUAAACAACCGGACCAGGGUCUGCAUAGCUGUACAGCUUCCAGAUUGCUUGCCACAGUGACAAAACCUUUCCUUAACCCACAAAUGGGGCAAAUCACGAGCCAGAAAAGUUACUCGUGUGUGUUUGUGUGUGUGAGAGAGAUAUUUUUUAAAGUUAUUAUUUUACAGUAAAAACGGUUAGAAUUAAUUUUUAAAUUUAAGUGAUAGCAAAUCUUAUGGGUCUUGUGUCUUGUGCAAAAUACAUUCCUCAAAAAUAAUUUUCGAGAAAGAAAGUGAGGUGAUGGAGAGUUGGCUGAAGUUGGAAGAACUGGGUUAUCCUACCCACCUAGUGAAAAGACAGCCGGUGCUAGGAAGGUGAUAUUCUUCAGUAGUCAAGAUGUCCUCAGCACCUGAGCCUCCAGCAGCAAAGAAAGACCCACCGAAAGAGAGGAACUUUGAAAACCCAGGCCUCCGAGGGACACACACCACAACCUUAUUUCGAGCUGUGAAUCCUGAGCUCUUCAUUAAACCUAACAAACCUGUAAUGGCCUUUGGACUGGUAGCCCUCUCCCUUUGUGUGGCUUACAUUGGUUAUCUGCACGCAGCACAAGAGAACAAAAAGGACCUCUAUGAAGCCAUUGAUAGUGAAGGGCAUCGUCACAUGAGGAGAAAGACAUCCAAAUGGGAUUAAGUGCUGUUUGCUUCAGACGGAGCGUUAUUGCAGGCUCGGAAAUCUUUAAAUGAAAGACUCUCUGAUAGCAUGGAAUUAUGUUUCUUGUUCCGUAAUCUGUUAACAAGAGAGAAUACACAAUUGGAAGCAGUCUACUGUGCUAAAUAUAGUCCCGCUACAGCUGCGGCUGUUAGCCCUUUCUCUUCCCACAAAGGAAUGUCUCAAUGUUUCUUCUGUGAAAAUGCCGUAAGAAUGGGAGUGUUUUUGUUCAAUUCUGUAUAAUAAAAGUACCCAGUCCUGUUAAACUUG